GAUGCUGCAACAGGAGGAGCCAGAGGAUUUCGUCAUAGCGACAGGGGAGGUGCACAGCGUGAGGGAGUUUGUGGAGAAGGCCUUCGUACAUGUGGGGAAGACCAUUGUGUGGGAAGGAAAGGAUGAGCAGGAGGUCGGUCGCUGUCAGGAGACCGGGGUGGCACACGUGAAGGUUGACCCAAAAUACUUCCGUCCGACUGAAGUGGACUACCUGCAAGGCGACAGCACCAAAGCGAAUCAGAAGUUGGGUUGGAAGCCACGGGUGACUUUUGAGGAGCUGGUGAAGGAGAUGGUGGACGCUGACGUCGAGCUGAUGAAGAAAAACCCGAAUGCCUGAGUCCACCCAGCCCGUCCUCUCCGUCCACACACUUUCAAACACUCCUUUUUUUUUUUUAACCAUUGAGAGCGACAGUGGAGGGGCCGUGUUAUAUUUUUAUGACUUUUUACAAAACAUGAAGUAACCGUGUCUUUUGGUUGCCUUUGAGUCUUGUGUAUGUGUAUUUCUAGCAUCAUGACAUUUUCAUUGUAUUUCAUACGCAGGUCUGCCUUUGUUUAAUUUGAGCUCUGAUCACAUUUUAAUUUAUAGAAGUGGAACAUUUAAAGGGUUUAUUUAUGUUUCUGUUUGUUUUGAUUGCAGCUGAACUAAUUUUAGAUUUCUGAGAUGACAUUCCUUCUUGCAUAGAAUUUUAAAAAUAACAAAAGGAGGAGGUAACAUUUUAUCUUUUAUUGGAAAUAGAAAUGAGCGGGUAUCAAUGUACAAAUGAACCAUUUGGAACAAUAAAGGCUGAGCUUUGA
Messenger RNA from Labrus mixtus (cuckoo wrasse), 795 nucleotides. Its product is annotated as GDP-mannose 4,6 dehydratase-like. The transcript has 4 exons. The coding region runs from base 2 to 337 and encodes 111 amino acids. NCBI's taxonomy places the organism in Eukaryota, Metazoa, Chordata, Actinopteri, Labriformes, Labridae. Gene Ontology annotation, molecular function: GDP-mannose 4,6-dehydratase activity. Gene Ontology annotation, biological process: GDP-mannose metabolic process. The record is from RefSeq and is a predicted model, not a curated record.